Molecule: messenger RNA, 2037 nt
Organism: Cutaneotrichosporon oleaginosum
Lineage: Eukaryota; Fungi; Basidiomycota; Tremellomycetes; Trichosporonales; Trichosporonaceae
Source: RefSeq, a predicted model, not a curated record
AUGCCAUUUCGCCACACGACCGACGGGUUUGUCCCGCGCCGGAAUGGUCGAAAGCGGCACGCGAAGAUUCAACUCACCUUCUCCUCGAUCUUCACCAUCGCCAUGUCUGCGUCCCGCCCCGCCGAGCUCCUCGCCUCCGACCGGGCCCGCCUAUUUCCGCGCUUCGAGACCUACCGCCUCCGCCCCCUGGACCCAGACACAGAUGUGCGCGCGUACACCCUCCCGCGCCCCGCGACGGCGAGCCGGGUGUCAUACAACUCGCAGCAGCUGGGAUUCCGGGAGGUACGCGCGCGUAUCGCGUGGGAUCAUCUCGAUGCUUUGGGGAGUACCGGCGUGUACGUCGAUACCGAGUGGAACGUUGUCGGGUUUGAGCUGAAUAACGAGCUUGAGCCGACUUUCACGACCCUCGCGAGCCUACCGGCGCCGGUCGCGAGCGACGCGCAUGUCGCUGAGUAUCCCCGCGUCCUGCCUCUUGCAGAAGGCACGUGGGCUGUGAGCUCCGGUACGGGGUCACUGUACGUACUCAAGGAUGGCGGGUUCACUGCGCGAUAUGAUCUGCACGUGGAUGGUGCGCUUUCUCCGUUCCUUCUUUACGCUGCCCACGGUGAGGGAGGGUCGGUGUAUCGCCUCCUCCUUGCACGCGCAGUAGUACACAACGCCACAGAUGCGGGCCGCUUCAAGCCGCGUCAAACGACAUUCGAGCUCCUUGAAAUCGCGCUCGACACAGGCGCGACGAACGAGACGGAUGACGCGCCUGGCAUACUUGAGCCGGUUUGGCGUCUUCCUGGACUCGAUUUGCCGUACUACGUCGUCUGGUCUGAGGGUGGGUGGCUCGUUCUCGCAGAGGAGUCGUUUGGGGAGGAGAAACCGAGCUCUAGCAUCAGAGAGACGGCCGCACAGCGCGCAGCAAGACUCAAGGCUGAGGUGGAUGCUAAACGUGGGCUGGGGGCACGGGUGGAGGAGAACACCGGUGAGAUUCCCGGUGAGAUUCCAGAAGGGGAGGAGGAGGAGCAGGAGGAGGUGGAGAUGGUGGAUGCCGGGGAGGAGAAAGACUCGCCAUUCCGCUGGACACAAGAGCAAGGAGGCGUUACCAUCACUAUCGCUUUGCCUUCGGGAUCACCCAAGCCUUCGGUCAAUCUCAAAGCUGGCUCGCUGACCGUCACGGCUACCGGGGAGACAUCAACACAUCUCGAAGGCUGGCUCGGACACGAACACUCCUUCUGGUCCGACAUCAAGCUCGACGACUCAACGUGGACGUACGACGCAACGUCGGGGGAACUAGAAAUCAUCCUCGCUAAGAAGGAGGGAGACAUGCGCUGGCCCUCGGUCUUUGUGCCGGGGGAUGACAGCGACGACGAUGUGCCCGAAUCGUUCGGUCAGGCGCAGAUGGAUGCGAUCCGCGAAUCCUUCUCCCGGGCCCAACCCGUGCAGCGGGAGGAGCCAGUGGGGCACGCGCCCACGAUCCCCGCGUUGCUGAGGGAGGAGAUGGACAUCGACUCUGACGACGACGACGAUGAUGACCAGCCGAAGGGCGUGGGCCGGCGAUGUGUCGUCGGGCAAAUCUGCAAUGGCACACCGGUAUGGAGCCGGCAGCCCGCGACGGUGCUCUCCCUUCCGCUUGUGUCCGCCGGCGACUUGCCUUCUGGGGCGGGCAUCGUCGUCAAGCAGGCGGUCGACGGCCUGCUCUUCGCGCCCGCGGGCGAUCCGGCUCGGACACCAUGGCAGCAUAUUGCGACCAAUCCGGCGCUCGCAUUCGUCAUGAGCUCGAAGCGGGACCUGCGCCUGGUGCGCCAUCUCGCGGACGGGAAUGACAGUACAGUGCUCGGCUUUGACUCGGGCAGCGGUACGGGCACAGGCAAUGCGUACGUCUACUAUCCGCCCGAGGACGCCGAGUCAGCGCGCCAGGGCGUUGUCGGCGUCAGUGGCGGCGCGCGCGGCGCGCUGCUGGGCGUGAGUGUUGUGAUGGCGGGACCGGGACGUCGUGUAGUGGUUGCGCUGUGUGAGCGCGCAUUAGUUGUGCUUGGGGGCGUCGCGUGA